This is a messenger RNA of Acanthochromis polyacanthus (spiny chromis), 1361 nucleotides long. It is a transcript of the gene lrata, whose product is annotated as lecithin retinol acyltransferase a. The coding region runs from base 309 to 986 and encodes 225 amino acids. Gene Ontology annotation, molecular function: phosphatidylcholine-retinol O-acyltransferase activity. The record is from RefSeq and is a predicted model, not a curated record. Gene Ontology annotation, biological process: retinol metabolic process. Lineage: Eukaryota; Metazoa; Chordata; Actinopteri; Pomacentridae. The transcript has 2 exons.
AGACUUUAGAUUUUCUCAAUUAAAGGCCUACUUUAUUGUAAUUAUCUUGUUUUGUCCAUUUCAUGAGAAAGGGUUUAGUCAUGAACAAAUGCACGUCUGUGCACCAAAGGAAAAGAAUGCAUCAGUGAAUAAAUACAAGAUGCUGAGGAGGUGAAGAAAUAAAGUGAAAUGAGCACGUGCACAAGGUCCCUCGUGGCCAAUCAUGUCCUUCGGAUUUCCUCUCAGCUUAUUCUCCUCCUCGUGCCACGGUGGAUAAAAAGCUCAUUUCACUGCUGCACGUUCCAAAAUUUCCCUCUGAGACUCUCACGAUGCUGCAGCUGCUGACAUUCCUGGUGGAGAAGUUCUCUCUUCUCUCCAACUUCAAACUUUUCGAGUCCAGCUGGUUGGACGGUGAGUGUCCUGCGCAGCGCGUUCCAGUGCCGCCGCUCCGGAGAGGAGACCUGCUGGAGGUCCCCAGAACCAUCUUCACUCACUUUGGCAUCUAUUUAGGUGACAAUAAAGUCGCCCACCUGAUCCCUGACAUCCUCCCUGUGUUUACCAACAACAACAAGCUCAUCAGCUCCGUCAUCACCAACAACAGACUCAUCCUCGGCUGCAUGUACAAGUGCGCCACGGUGCGCGUAGACACUUUGGAGGACUUUGCGUAUGGCUCCAACAUACUGGUUAACCGCAUGGAUAAGAUGAUGAAGACGCAUCCGUUUCCCAACGACACAGUCGCCAAGAGAGCAGAGAAACUCCUCGGAGCUUUCCCGUACAGUCUGAUGUGGAAUAACUGUGAGCACUUUGGGACUUACUGCAGAUAUGGAACUUCAGCCAGUCGGCAAACAGAAAAGUUCUGUCAGUGCCUGAAGUCCAUCAUCAGAGACCAGCGCAGCAUCAUUGUCUCGGGGCUGCUUGGAAUCGUCUCCAUCGUCUGCUUCGGAACGACCCCUUCAACUAUUUUACCCACAGUUCUUGUUCCCUUCGCUCUGUGGAUGGCUGGCUAAAGGAAGCCACCUGAAGGAACCUGUAAAAAAACUGAACUUUUACUUUUUGCAGAAGACUGACUGGAAACCUCCCCGCAAUGCGUGCUCUCUCGUCAUGCAAUUCUGCUUUUUAGUUUUACUGUUCAGACAGAGUUGACUGUUUUGUGCUGUGACAUGCAUCAAUCAUUUCUUUUUGUAUUCCCAAAAAAGUCUGAGGAAAUACACAAAAUCUCUGAUAUAAGGUUACAUUGCUAAUCUAAAUUGCUUGUCACAAAACUGAGUGAACAGUGAAGUAAAAGUGAAAUAUGCUGUAAAUAUACUUAUAGAGGUAAUUUUAUAGUUUGCUAAAUAUGAAGCUGUGAAUAUGACAAUUACUUAAUAAACAAUUUAUUUUUA